Capsicum annuum is the source of this 1860-nucleotide messenger RNA. RefSeq names its product E2F transcription factor-like E2FF. Lineage: Eukaryota; Viridiplantae; Streptophyta; Magnoliopsida; Solanales; Solanaceae. The transcript is spliced from 11 exons. Gene Ontology annotation, molecular function: DNA-binding transcription factor activity, RNA polymerase II-specific; RNA polymerase II cis-regulatory region sequence-specific DNA binding. Bases 290 to 1408 code for a protein of 372 amino acids. Gene Ontology annotation, biological process: regulation of transcription by RNA polymerase II. Gene Ontology annotation, cellular component: RNA polymerase II transcription regulator complex. The record is from RefSeq and is a predicted model, not a curated record.
UUUUCUCCAUGAAAUUUAUGAGAAUGAAAUGGGGAACAGUUUGAAACACACAUUCAAAUUCGAAAUUCAAACUCCAAAUAUGAAUUUAAAAAGUUUAAUAACCUAAUUUAAAAACACUGUAAAAAUUUAUUUGGGGGCAUAAAAUGAGGAACGCGUUAAAAGAAAUUUACAAUGCCCGCCAAAUAUCAUCCAUUUCCCUCUUUUCUUCAAGCUUCAGCGGUUUAUCUCGAAUUUUCUUAGGGUUCUUCUUCGAUCCCAUUUCAUUUUCCGAUUACAGAAAAGCCUAAAAAUGUCAUCAUCAGUUCAUACUGAAGAUUCCCAAUGGAAAAACCCUAGCAUUUACAGCCGCAAGGACAAAUCGCUCGGUCUCCUUUGCUCCAAUUUCUUGAAGCUGUGUGAUCGGGAAGGUGUGGACACCGUUGGUUUGGACAAUGCUGCAGAUAAAUUAGGUGUCGAGAGGCGUCGCAUUUAUGACAUUGUCAAUAUUUUGGAAAGUGUUGGGGUUUUGUCACGAAAAGCUAAGAAUCAGUAUAGAUGGAAUGGGUAUAGUGCAAUUCCUAAAGCAGUAGAUUUGCUUAAGAAAGAAGGACUAAAAGAUCUGUCCACUGCCUCCUCCACUUGCCACAAUGUAUCAAAUGUCAUAGCUUGUAACCAUUCAGAUGUUAAGGAAACAGGAGAAGGCAAUACUUCUGGCUUACAUAAAAUUGACAACCGGAAGGAGAAGUCUUUGAUGAUUCUUGCCCAAAAUUUUGUAAAGCUUUUCCACUGUUCUAAUGUUGACUUGAUCUCUCUUGACAAGGCUGCAUCAGCAUUGCUUGGUGAUAUCCACGAUCCAAUGGCUGUGAAAACAAAGACCAGACGCUUGUAUGAUAUUGCAAAUGUUUUUGUGUCCUUGAAUCUCAUUGAGAAGAUACGUAGCCCAGAUAAUGGAAAACCAGUAUUCAGGUGGAUAGCCUGGAAAGAAAAUCGUACGAGUGGGUCCCCUGCAGCUGCUACAUCAGAUGAGUCAAUGAGGAGAACAUUUGGGACAGAGAUCACAAAUACAAUUCCCAAAAGAUGCAGGGAUGAUUCUUCAUCUGAUCUAAUGUCAAACGGGCAGGUGAAAAGGUUGAAAGUUGCAAAAGAUGACGAAUUGAAAGAUAAAAAUCAGAUCUCAGCAGAGCAGCAUGAUGAACGUGGUACAAAGGAUUUUGUAUUUGGCCCUUUUGGUCCAUCAAGUCUUCCCAAAUCAGGAGUUUCUGGAAAAGAAAAUUUGAAACAUAUUCAGAACUUGGAAGAUCUGGCAUCUAAAUACUAUCCUCAGUACCAGAAUAAGGCUGCAAGUGAGCUUUUUGCUCAUUUUGUUGAUGCAUGGGAGUCAUGGCAGGUUGAAGCUGCCAAUGAGCUGCACAAACAACAUGAACAUUAAUGUCAUCUUGGAUCUUUUUUAUUUCAGAUGGUAUCAAGCACAUUCAACAAGGAUAGUUCUGACUUCUGAUGCUGUUAGUCUCACUUGAGAGAUGGUGGUUAUUGGUUGAAUGUCUCAUGCAUACAUGUAUCAGUUGAAUGUGCGGCUUUUUGUCAGUGUCUGAUAAUCCAACACCUGACAUUCGGUAAUAUUUGGUGCCAUUGUAGUUCCCAGUUUUAUCUGGAUGAGUUUCUUGCACGGGUCCAUAGGAGACAAUCAACGUCUCCUACAUGCUUAAAUUUGCUGUAUGCUUACUAGGUUUUAAAUGGUAAAUUCCUGUUACCAUUGAUGUUUGUAUCUGUGUUGUAGUUCCCUCGCUCCUUUUCAAACCUCUUAACGCGAUUCCAAACUGAACUACUUAAUUUCAAUGAGCUAAAUUAACCGUGUUGUAAAUAUUAUGCACACUUCUUAAA